AAACGCAGCAUAGCCAGUUCAUUUCACAUUUUCACUGCUACGUACUCGAUCAUCUGGCCAGCUGCUGCCAUGGCAACAUUGCCACAAAUGGCCGCGACCAAGGAGCGUCAAGAGGCGGCUAACCCGACCACGACGACCAGGACGCUGGUCGAGUCCGUCACCAACUGGAUCCGCGUCUACUCCGACGGCUCCGUCGACCGCCUCGGCCCGCCGGAAGCCGCCGCGUUCAUGGUCCUCGUCCCGCCGUACGACGACCCACGGGACGGGGUCACCGUCCACGACGUCGCCACGGACCAUGGCGUCGACGUCCGCCUGUACCUGACGACGACGACGCCGGCCGGGCGCCGCCCUGUUCUCGUCCAUUUCCACGGCGGCGGCUUCUGCUUGUCCCACGCCGCGUGGUCGCUCUACCACCGCUUCUACGCCCGCCUCGCCGUGGAGCUCGACGUCGCGGGCAUCGUCUCCGUCGUCCUCCCGCUCGCGCCGGAGCACCGCCUCCCCGCCGCCAUCGACGCCGGACACGCCGCGCUGCUCUGGCUCCGUGACGUCGCGUGCGGCACCAGCGACACCAUCGCGCACCAUGCGGUCGAACGCCUUCGCGACGCCGCCGACUUCUCCCGCGUGUUCCUCAUCGGCGACAGCGCGGGCGGCGUCCUCGUGCACAACGUGGCGGCACGCGCCGGCGAGGCUGGGGCCGAGGCUCUCGACCCGAUACGCCUCGCCGGCGGUGUCCUCCUCCACCCGGGCUUCAUCUUGCCGGAGAAGAGCCCGUCGGAGCUGGAGAACCCUCCCACGCCGUUCAUGACGCAGGAGACGGUGGACAAGUUCGUCAUGCUCGCGUUGCCGGUGGGAACCACCAGCAGGGACCACCCGUACACGUCUCCGGCGGCGGCGGUGACGGCGGCGGAGGGAGCCCAGCUGCCGCCGAUGCUGGUGAUGGUCGCGGAGGAGGACAUGCUCCGCGACGCGCAGGUGGAGUACGGCGAGGCCAUGGCGCGCGCGGGCAAGGCAGUGGAAACGGUGGUCAGCCACGGCCGCGGGAUCGGCCACGUGUUCUACCUCAACUGGUUCGCCGUGGAGUCCCACCCCGUCGCGGCGGCGCGGGCGCGGGAGCUCGUCGACGCCGUCAAGAGCUUCGUCGAUAGCCACUGAAUCGAUUCCAAGUUUGAAUCGGUGUCUGCUUCUAUGUCUGAAUUUGUGUCGAAAUCCUGUAUCCAUCUCACCGUCACGUAGUACAUGUCUACAUCGCAAUGUCUCUGUAGUUAAACAAGUUUCCCGCGCAAUGCAUACGUGUUUUCGUUUC
This is a messenger RNA of Oryza sativa Japonica Group (Japanese rice), 1303 nucleotides long. Its product is annotated as probable carboxylesterase 17. Gene Ontology annotation, molecular function: hydrolase activity. The record is from RefSeq and is a predicted model, not a curated record. NCBI's taxonomy places the organism in Eukaryota, Viridiplantae, Streptophyta, Magnoliopsida, Poales, Poaceae.